Molecule: messenger RNA, 6491 nt
Organism: Morone saxatilis (striped sea-bass)
Lineage: Eukaryota; Metazoa; Chordata; Actinopteri; Moronidae
Gene: flt1
Product: fms related receptor tyrosine kinase 1
Exons: 30
Coding region: 258-4073 (1271 amino acids)
Biological process (GO): multicellular organism development; protein phosphorylation; vascular endothelial growth factor receptor signaling pathway
Cellular component (GO): signaling receptor complex; plasma membrane
Molecular function (GO): vascular endothelial growth factor receptor activity; ATP binding
Source: RefSeq, a predicted model, not a curated record
GAACUGUAUAAAUCCGCGCCACUAUCCAAAACGAUGGGAAAAAGUUGCACUGCAGUUCAAGCGCGGUGUCCUGUUGCGUGAUCUCCCGCAGCUAUCCUCAGGAAACCAUCUCCAUUCACUGACCACCAGCGCUGAGCGCCGCAGACAAGUGCGCUGCUCUGUGAUAAGUCUGGAGGGGGAGAAACAACAAGAGCAGGAAUAAAACUGGUUGCAUGUUUUAUAUCUGAGACCCGCUUGUUGCAUCGGAGUCACCGAAGAUGAUGAAUUUUCUCCUCAUCUGCCUGUUAUGUGGAUUGUACGGGGUUCUGGCCAAAGACAAAGAUCAGAAGGGGAAGUACAGCGUCCCUAUUCUGGAUGUGAAAACCCGGCAUCUGGUCCUGGACAUCAACCAGACACUACUGCUUAACUGCAGGGGUCGCUGGGAGCUGACAUGGGCGUUCCCAUCAGGUUUGGCCAGUGAUCAGGUGCGAGUGGAGGAGUCCCGCUGCGGAAGGACAAGCCAGCAGUACUGCAGCUGCGUGACAGUCAGCCACAUCCAGGCCCGGCACACCGGCCUGUUCCGCUGCAGAUACCGGCACCGAACCCGAAAACAGACCUCCAUCUACGUAUAUGUCACAGACAGCCAGCAGCCAUUUGUGGAACAUCCGGGUACAAGCCCAGAUGUGUUGUACAUGAAGGAGAAGCAGCCGCUGGUCAUCCCCUGCCGGGUCACCCACCCUAAUGUCACCACCACAUUAGUCAAGUUUCCCAACCACAGCCUGAGUCCAGACCAGAGGAACAUAAUUUGGAACAGCAAGCAGGGCUUCACCAUCCGAACCCCUACCUUCUAUUACAUUGGCCUCUUCUACUGCCAGACGAUCACUGACAGCAUCACACACAAGUCACGUAUAUACUUUGUACACCGACCAGUGAGUAACAUCAUGGAUGUGUAUCUGAACAGCAGUGGACCUGUGCAGGCUCUGAAGGGAGAAAGACUGGUCUUGAACUGCACUGCCACCGGGGAGUUGAACACCAGAGUCAACAUCACCUGGGACUACCCCGGAAAGAGUAACAACACCGGCUCCAUGUCCAAGAGGCUCGUGAAACACAGAACGCACAUGUUGUUCUACAAUAUUCUGACCAUCCCGAAGCUCCAGCGCUCAGACCGAGGCCUCUACACAUGCCGCGUUACCAGCGGGGAAAAUACCAAACAACAGAAAGUCACUGUUACUGUGUAUGACCAUCCAUUUAUUCGCCUGAAGCCCAGGCAUGCAUCUGUGAUGGAGGUUCAGGCAGGACAGAAAUCUUACCGGAUCACUCCCAAACUACGAGCGUUCCCUGCCCCUGAAGUCAUCUGGUUGAAAGAUGGCAUGGUGGCAGCAGAGCAGUGCUCCAGAUACCACAUGGAUGGAAAUUCCCUGGUGAUCCGGGAUGUAGCAGAGGAGGAUGCUGGGAAGUACACUGUCCUGGUACGAAUCCAGGAACAUGGACUCUACCAGAAUCUGACGCUCAUACUUGAGGUCAAUGUGAGUCCUCAGAUAGGAGAGAAAGCGGUGUCGUUGCAGGACCCAGGCUCAGUCCCAAGGGGGAGCAGACAAGCGCUUCACUGCACAUCCCACGGGGUCCCUCCUCCACAUAUCCAGUGGCUCUGGCACCCCUGCCCGUCCAAAGGCCUGUGUGUGUGUCCAACAUCCUCCUUGCUAUGGAGCCCUGUGACAGAAAGAGUCCCCGCCACGUCCACAAGCAACCACAUCCUGAGUGUUACGCACAGACAGGAAGUGCUCCAGGGGAAGAAGAAGACGGUGGGUGUCCUGACUGUGGCAGAGGCCUUUGUGUCCGGAGUGUAUCGCUGCAUUGCCUCCAACUCUGCAGGCACAGACCAGCUAGACCUUCACUUCUACGUCACAGACGUCCCAGGAGGCUUCAGUGUGAGCCAGGGGGAGGAACCGAGAGAGGGUGGAGACCUUCAUCUCACUUGUGUAGCCAAUAAGUACCUGUACACUGCGUUGUCGUGGCAACGGGUGAACGAAACAGAGGACGCCCAUCCCCACAGCCCUGUCCUGAUCGGUCAGCGGCUUGCAUCAGGAGAGCUCUCCAUCUCUCUGGUCCUGUUGCUAAGCAACCUGACGGCCAGAGACUCCGGAGCCUACAGAUGCUCCGCCCGCCACCUCAUCACCGGACAGGAGACACACCUGGACACACAGGUGGUGGUCACAAUUUUGGAGCCUCCGGUGCUGCUCAAUAAUUUGACAGAUUGCACCGUCAACGUUAGCAGCUCAGUGAUCCUCAGCUGUCUGUCUGAAGGCAUCCCAACACCAACCAUCACCUGGUACAAGGAUGAACGUGCUCUGUCUCAGGGAUCAGGUAUUGUGAUAUCACCAGAAGAUGGGACCCUCCAUAUUGAUCGAAUUACAGGGGAGGACCAGGGCCUGUAUACGUGCCAAGCCACCAAUGAGAGGGGAUCUGCAGAGAGCUCUGCCUAUAUAUGGGUCAACGGUGCUUCAGAGGCCUCAUUUCUGGAAAUUCCCACGCUCACCUGCACCUGUGUGGUGGCCACUCUAUUCUGGCUUUUGCUCACACUCUUCAUACGCAAACUGAAACAGCCCAACAGCUCAAACACCAAACCAGAAUACCUGUCAAUUAUUCUGGACACCGGAGAGGGGCCAAUAGAGGAGCAGUGUGAGAGACUGCAAUAUGACCCCAACCAAUGGGAGUUCCCCCGGGAGCGGCUCAAAUUAGGGAAACCACUGGGCCGUGGAGCCUUUGGUAAGGUGAUGCAGGCUUCUGCGUUUGGUAUAGACAACGCCACCAGCUGCAGCACUGUGGCUGUGAAGAUGCUCAAAGAGGGAGCUACAGCCAGUGAAUACAAAGCUCUGAUGACUGAACUCAAGAUCCUCAACCACAUUGGACAUCAUCUGAAUGUAGUCAACCUUUUGGGAGCCUGCACCAAUCCGGGAGGACCACUGAUGGUCAUUGUUGAGUACUGUUGCUAUGGAAAUCUAUCUACGUUCUUGAAGAGCAAGAGAGAGGUGUUUGUGCACAACACACUGGCCGGAGGAAAGGAUGGAGGGCCAGGUUGUGUCUGUCUUGAGUUUGAUGAGAAAGACGAGAAAGAGAAUCAAAUGGAUCCCAAAUCUGCCUCCAACUCUCCUUUAUUCCUGGAGGAUCUCAUCUCCUUCAGCUUCCAGGUGGCGCGAGGGAUGGAGUUUCUGGCCUCUCGCAAGUGUAUUCACCGAGACCUGGCAGCCAGGAACAUCUUGCUUUCUGACAAUAAAGUGGUCAAGAUCUGUGACUUCGGCCUGGCCAGAGACAUCUACAAAGACCCCGACUACGUCCGCAAGGGAGAUGCCCGCCUCCCUCUCAAGUGGAUGUCUCCAGAGUCCAUCUUCGACAAGGUGUUCACCACCCAGAGUGACGUGUGGUCCUACGGCAUUCUGCUGUGGGAGAUCUUCUCUUUGGGAGCUUCCCCGUACCCUGGUCUUCAGAUAGAUGAAGAAUUCUGCCACAGGCUGAAGGGUGGAACAAGAAUGCGUGCGCCUGAAUACAGCACACCAGAGAUUUACAGCACAAUGCUGGCAUGCUGGGAGGCCAGUCCCUCAGAUCGACCCACCUUCACUAACCUGGUGGAGACCCUCGGAGACCUGCUGCAAGCGAGGGUUCAGCAGGAUGGGAAGGAUUACAUCCCUUUGGGAUCUUUCACGACUGGAGACCCUGGUCGCAGUGAGACCUUUAAAGAAAACCCCCUUGCAGUCACAAACCUGAGUUACAUGAGGGGUAUGGCCACACUUCAGAUAUUUGAGGAACUGCCUUGCGAGGAACCAAACAGCCCUGACGAUGAGCAGAGCGACAGUGGCAUGGUCCUACCAUCUGAGGAGCUGAAGCAUCUGACGUGGAAUAACGGCACCAAGAACCGGAAACUCAGCAGGUUCUUCUCCUUCACUAAGUGCCGGGACAACCAGGUGCCUUUCCUGUGCAAUGACAUCACAGGUCUCCAUGACGACCAGCCAUCUAUCUUGCCAUGUGAUUGGGAGUCUGACGAAGACGGCUCCCCUCCUCCAGACUACAACUCUGCUUUUCUUUACCCCUCACUGUAGCAUCUUCUCUAACUCUUUGACAACUUUCACAGGGUAUAUGAUUUUUAGUGAGUUGGAACUCAUACUGCUUUUUAAUCUCUGCUGUUUGCAUCCUCUACCUCAUUAUAUCUCCAUGUAGUCUUCUCUCCUCUUCCUCCGCUCUCUCUUGAUGUUUUUUCCUUUAAAACCAUAUGCUGUCGUACAACAAAGCCUCCUCACUGUUCAUCUUCAUUCACCACACAUAACGCCUUCCAAGAGCAGCUAGGUAUUACCUCAUAGUACUUACCACACGCAGUUAUGGAGAAUGUAUUUACUGACCUACAACUAUUAGAGCUUAUUGUAUUGGUACCUCAUGUGCUGAGCUUUGUGAAGAGGAACACUGCUGUAUGAAAUAAUUGUUUCUCCUGCACAGCUACUAUAUGCUGGAAAAAAAAGUUAGCCACUGAAUUAUAGUAUGUAUAUCAAUAUAUAUCUGUAUUUAUUUGAAUGCUGUAAUCAUUUGGACUUGUUAAUCAAGUCUGUAUCUGACCUUUUGUGAAUAAAUGUACACUCAGUUGCCAAUUUAUUAGGUACAGCUAGCUAAAACUAAUUAAAGGCUAACAAAGUCUAACAGCACUGCAAUAACUUUUAUAAAGGUUAUAAUGUUCAUUUGUAUUGCUUUAGAAAGGUGCACCUCAAUAGUAUCAUUGAGGGUGGACAAGGUAUUAGAAACACCUUAGUGGAAUACAAACUACAACCUGCAAAAUCACCAGUUACAGUUGAAUCGUCUCUCGAAAAGGUUUCAACAAAAACAUUAUAACCUUCAUGCACAGGAUUAAUUGCAGACAGUUUGUAUUAGACUGUGCUGGUUUUAGUUAGAUGUACCUAAUGAUCUGGCAAGAGUGUAUAUUUAAUUCUGUAUUAAUUAUCCUUAAAACAGAAUCGACACAAACUCAUAUCCCUGCUGUUUUGUGUUAUAUAUGCCAUUAGUGUCCCCUCCAUCGAUUGCUGUUGCACAAACCAUUAGAACAGUCUGUCGAUUGACAAAAGUCAAAUGGUCCCCAGUUCCAGCUCCUCAAUUGGGAGGAUUUGCUGUUUCUUUGCUUUAGGUGGCAGUAAAUUGAUUAUAUUUGGUUAUAUGUUAGUUAGGCAAAACAAGACAUUUGAAGACAUCAACUUUUUGUCAAAAUACCAGUAAAAACAAAAUUCAUAAUCACAACAGAUAAAUGGUUAAUGAAAACAAUCAUUACUUACAGCCCUAAAACCAACAGUAUUGGCAUCUAACCCACUUUUUAAAAGAUCUAUACACACCUGCUGUUAACAUGUUAUCUGUUUUAAAUGUGGCCGGAUAAGGACAGUUUAAGCCUCAUGAUACAGCCAUUUCACUGUGUAAUACAUUAGCAAGGAAGUGCAGAAGUGCUUGUAUUUUUUAGUUGUUCUAAAGAUAAUUAAUGAUUGAAGAAUUUCAUUAUAAUUCAUUGUAAUGUCCCCAAAUGUAAAAAAAAAAAAAAUCAGAUCCUGCAUGUAUCACUUUUGGUAUUCUUUAUUAAAAUACUGCUGUACACACAAAUAUUGCAAAAUUUGAGACAAUGAACACAAGAGGGGCAUAAAACAUACUAAGAUGGUGAUUGUAGGUGUGUUGAUGUGGAGGAGAAGAUGGCCAUCACUAAUAAUAACUGGAGUGUGUGUUAUGAUGUCGGAGAUCGUGAUAUGAGCACUGAUGCCGUGUGGGCCGAGUUGGGGGGGGCGUGUGUGAGUAUGAAGUGUCUCUGUGUGUGUUUUGAGGAUUUUCUAAAGCACCACAUUCACCAAAUAUGUUUUUGUCUGUUCAUUUCACUAAAACAGAGGAAGUAGUACAUGAUCUAACACAGCCAGCUCCCUGCAGGUUUGUUGCCCACAAGUACAGACCAUUGACUUCCACGACAACCGACUGCAGCCAAGACAAUGUUCUUGUUUUAUGCCUUUCACCUUGAUCUGCCUCAUACGAGUGACCUUGUUUUUCUACGGUCUUACGUUUGUACACAUUCGCCAAAAAGCUACUGAAAACCAGAUGAAGGCAAAAGAACCAAGAACAAGAGUUUUGAUUGAUCUAUAGACCGAUCUGGCUGAAGCAGGUUUGCACCAAAUUCAUUAAGUCAAGAGAUUUAAAUCAUCAACGGGAUAUGACCUGUGCUUAAGGGCAACAUGAAAUCCCUCACAGCAUGAUCGCCACAAUGCUGUCAACUUCCUAAAACCUCAAUCUGAAGACGUCCCACCCACUCCCACUGUAGCUCAUCUAUCUGACUGGACAGGGGGCGGCCAAUGACAGCCAAACACAUUCAAUCAUUGGGCCCCUCCAGCUGUUUGUCAUCCUGAGAGAAAUCCAAGCCAUUCGAGUGAGUGCAACAGCCAGCGUCACUGCUUUGUCUCCAGCACAUUGUAUAUCAUGAUCUUUAAAAGUCAAAUAAAAAACAAAACAAA